Messenger RNA from Ctenocephalides felis (cat flea), 1721 nucleotides. Its product is annotated as proton-coupled amino acid transporter-like protein pathetic. Lineage: Eukaryota; Metazoa; Arthropoda; Insecta; Siphonaptera; Pulicidae. Gene Ontology annotation, biological process: amino acid transmembrane transport. Gene Ontology annotation, cellular component: vacuolar membrane. The transcript has 8 exons. The record is from RefSeq and is a predicted model, not a curated record. Bases 181 to 1662 code for a protein of 493 amino acids. Gene Ontology annotation, molecular function: amino acid transmembrane transporter activity.
GACUUUUAUAAAUAUUAAUAGUGAAAUAACAAACAAGCAACAAUUUGGUAAAGUGAAUCUGUAAAUGAUUAUCUUGCAAAACCAACCUCAAACUCAGUGUUUACCUUGCAUUUUUGGAAACAAAAUAUAAACAAUAUCUGUAUAUCUUUAACAAUUACAUAAACAAAUUACUACAUCUUUAUGACUGAUUCUACACAACUCGGAAUAUUAAAGAGAAUGAACGAAGAGCGCCAACCUCUUCUACUGGGCGGUUCAGAUGCAGAGUCCAUCAACCAGGACCAUGUAUCAGUCCCACCGAGGCCUGAUAUUAGAUGUUCGCCAGAAAAUGCGCUCCUGGACGUGGUCACCGAUGAUUCUUCAAUCACACCUAUUAGUAGAUCCGGCAAAGACGUCGAAAAUCCUUUGCUCAAUCGAACAUUGGAACAUCCUACGUCCAAUUUGGAUACCAUGAUACAUUUACUUAAGGCGAAUAUUGGUACAGGAAUACUCGCCAUGCCUGAUGCGUUUAGGAACGCUGGCUUGGUAGUAGGCUUAUUCGGCACUUUGUUGAUGGGUUUCAUAUGUACACACUGUAUGCACAUUUUAGUGAGAUGUUCGCAUGAGCUUUGCAAUAGAUGCCAGGUUCCCGCUCUUGGUUUCUCUGAUGUCGUUUUUGUCGCUUUUCAAACUGGUCCCACUAAAAUGAGGCGAUAUGCUCAGUUUAUGAAAAUCCUUAUCAACGUUUUCCUUUGCAUAACACAGAUAGGAUUUUGCUGCGUCUACUUCUUAUUUGUUGCCGCCAAUCUUCAAGGCGUUAUAGCUCACUACUACAUAUUACUAGAUGUACACAUCUAUUUAAUUCUUCUACUUUUACCGAUGAUUUUUUUGAAUUGGGUUAAAAAUUUAAAAUACUUAACGCCUGUAUCUUUAUUUGCUGCGGUUUUGACUGUAAUUGGUUUGGCUGUGACAUUUUUCUAUAUGCUUCAAGAUUUACCUAGUACUUCCACAGUGGCUGCGUUCGCGAGUUGGCAACAAUUGCCUUUGUACUUUGGUACGGCAAUUUAUGCCUUUGAAGGAAUUGGCGUGAUUCUUCCUUUAGAAAAUAAUAUGCGAACACCACAAGAUUUUGGAGGUUUGACAGGCGUAUUGAACACAUCGAUGGUCAUAGUAGCUUGCCUUUAUACCGCAGUUGGUUAUUUCGGAUAUUUGAAAUAUGGUGAUGCCGUCAAACUCGGAAGCAUUACCCUUAAUUUGCCACCAAAUGAUAUAUUGGCACAAUCAGUUCGAGUUAUGAUGGCUUUGGCUAUUUUCUUGUCCUACGGUUUGCAGUUUUAUGUACCAAUGAAUAUUUUGUGGCCCAUGGUUAGCGAACGUUUGACCACCGAACGUCAUAAGCAAAUUGGAGAAUAUGUGCUCCGGACAGGACUAGUUAUUUUCACAUUUUUACUAGCAGCUAUCAUACCCAAUUUGGGUAUUGUGAUCUCUUUGGUUGGAGCUGUGAGCAGCUCUGCUUUAGCCAUUGUGUUUCCUUCGAUUAUCGAAAUUAUCACAUUCUGGCCACACAAUCUUGGAAAAUUCAAUUGGAUGCUAUGGAAAGACAUUGCUAUCAUCAUUUUUGGCCUAUUGGGUUUCGUAUUCGGCACGUACACGAGUGUGGCCAAAAUUUUCGAUCCGGAAAUUUAAAUCCUUAUAGUAAGUGAUGAUUUGAAUGAGAAUUUGAUAAUAAUAUUUAUUUUAAGAGG